Messenger RNA from Brassica oleracea var. oleracea, 1287 nucleotides. Its product is annotated as probable protein phosphatase 2C 39. Gene Ontology annotation, biological process: protein dephosphorylation. The record is from RefSeq and is a predicted model, not a curated record. Gene Ontology annotation, molecular function: protein serine/threonine phosphatase activity. Bases 36 to 1055 code for a protein of 339 amino acids. Gene Ontology annotation, cellular component: cytosol; nucleus. The transcript has 6 exons. NCBI's taxonomy places the organism in Eukaryota, Viridiplantae, Streptophyta, Magnoliopsida, Brassicales, Brassicaceae.
UAAUAGCCGCAAACAAAGCGGCGAAGAAAGCUGACAUGCAACUGCAACAAAAACAGCUAUGGUGUCAUCUUCCCAACUACUCUUACUCUCUCUCCCCCUUUCUCUCUCUUACGCCCGCAAAACAAGAUAGCUUCGCCUGUUCUUUGCAUAUUACGUAUAUAAAAUCGUGUUUCCAUCUUCAAGCCAUGGCCGCCGGUAAGGAAAUUUUCCACAAGAUGAAGGAAUCUGUGAAGGAGAAAGUUGGGCUUGGUGCAUUUGAUUCUGCAGAUUCAGGGAAAGGCAAGAGCAAGAUGUCUAAGCAGAUCACGCAUGGUUUCCACUUGGUCAAAGGGAAAGCUUUUCACGAGAUGGAGGAUUACGUGGUCGCCAAAUUCAAAGAAGUUGACGACAACGAGCUUGGCCUUUUCGCUAUCUUCGAUGGCCAUCUUAGCCACGAGAUCCCUGACUAUUUGUGCUCCCAUUUGUUUGACAACAUCUUGAAUGAGCCAAAUUUCUGGCAAGAACCAGAGAAAGCGAUCAAGAAAGCUUAUUAUAUAACGGACACGAAGAUUCUAGACAAGGCAUCUGAUUUGGGGAAAGGCGGUUCAACUGCUGUCACUGCGAUAUUAAUCAAUUGCCAGAAGCUGGUGGUUGCUAACGUUGGCGACUCUCGUGCUGUUCUUAGCAAAGGUGGUGUUGCCAAGCCACUCUCAGUUGAUCACGAGCCCAACAUGGAGAAGGAUGAGAUAGAGAACAGAGGAGGAUUCGUUUCAAACUUCCCUGGGGACGUUCCUAGAGUUGAUGGUCAACUAGCUGUGGCAAGGGCCUUUGGUGAUAAGAGUUUGAAGAUGCAUUUGAGUUCAGAACCAUAUGUUACUGUGGAGAUAAUUGAAGACGAUGCAGAGUUUCUUAUACUAGCAAGUGAUGGGCUUUGGAAGGUCAUGUCGAACCAAGAAGCAGUUGACUCAAUUAAAGGAAUAAAAGAUGCAAAAUCUGCAGCAAAGCACCUCUCAGAGGAGGCUGUUGCAAGAAAAAGCUCAGAUGAUAUCUCAGUGGUCGUCGUUAAAUUUCACUGAGCUCGGUUUAAGAUUCCAUUGAUCAUAAGUCUUACUGGUCACUGAAACAAGUAAAGAGUCUUUGAGUUUGGACCAGCUAAAGAAUCAAAACAUGAAACAAAGCAUGGGCGUUUCCUCCUCUGUAAAAUGCAAUCAUCACCACUUUUAUUUAACUCUUUUUUUUUCUUUUGCAAACUGUGUGACUUCUCUGUCUGUUUCUUUGUGGGAAUAAAAAUCAACAGUUGAGGCUUUC